AUGCGUGUCUCUGAAGUCCUCAGCCUCUCUGUGCUUGUGCUACGACACGCCGUCGCCAGCAGGGCGGUCACCCCCGAUAUCAGAGCAGACACCAACAGAGAUGGAAUUGUAGACCUAACGGGAGACACUGACAUCCUGGGAAAGACAAAUUGGACUGAAGCUUUCGGUGCAAUCUUCCUCCCGAAUAUCGGAGACACCGACAGACGAUGCUCAAAGCUUGCUCUUAGCGGGCCUGCACUGAGCAACGAGGCUCUUGACGACUGCAAUGAUGCAUCGGAUGACAUUCAGCGAGCUCCUCAGUUCUUGGCCCCUCUCAAGACUGUCCCCAUUGCUGGACUGUCCAAGUCAGCAAUCGGGUCCGUCUCGGUUGCAGACCCUGUUGCCCGGGAUUUGGUACGCAUCUUCCGCAAAGACGGAAAUACCUGGGCUAUCACCGGCAACAACUACACCUUCAACGCAGAAGCCCUUCAGUCAGGCCUGAACCUCGGUAUUGAUAGCCGAGACGUCCGUCGUCCAGAUGGCUGGGACGGAAAAGUUACUGUUCGCUUCACUGUUCGCGACGGUAAUACCACCUCUUCUGACAAUGUCGCGCUCCGCGUUGCCCCUGUCCUCACCCAUCACCACCUUCAGACAGUUGAGAAGGUGCUGGCUGUUCAAGGAAACAAGAUCGACGACCCCGACCUUCUCAGAUUCACCGAGGAUCUGUCAACCAUCGUAAAAGAGGCAGGAGUUCACAGUGAAGUGUAUCUUUUCAACCACAGCAACGACAUCUGGGCCCAGGAUUUUGUGGAGCCUGGUUAUGCUAACAUGCCUGGCCCGAACGGUACCGUAUCCAUUCGUGUCAUGAUUCGAUGCCCUCAAGACGAUCGUGUUGCGGGCCGUCAACUGUUUGAGUACUACCGCGAGGCUGGUGUCGGUGCUGUUCAGCACCUUGGAGGAGCCCUCGAGGAGAUUAACUCUGGGGGCAACAUCGAAACCAUCCCUCCUUUCACCUUCAAUGGCAAGACUUGGCCGGCCGGACGGGUAAUCCUAGGAAAUCACAAGGAGCAGAAACACCAUAUCUACCCCUUCCUGCAGGCUCAAGAAACUCAGGAGCCCGUUCUUCUGGAUACAGACUGGUUACUUGUCGGCCACGUCGACGAAUUCCUCCAGUUCUUGCCUGCCAACAACGAGCGCGGCUGGGUCCUGAUGGCUGACGACCCCCGUGCCGGCAUGAAAAUGCUGAAGGAUAUUCAGACGGCUGGUCAUGGCUCCACACCGGCCAUCUCGCGUAAGAAUGACUCCGAGUCAAACUACCCUAUCUACUCUCCUACUGUCGAUGAAGCUCUCGCAGAUGUGAACCUCUUGAGCACCAACGAGGAAUGCUCGAAGAGGAUCGACGCCAACCUCGAGAUCCUCAAGCGGGAGACAGGUCUGGAGGAUGCUGAGAUCCUCCGUAUUCCAGCUUUGUUCGAAGCAGACCCAUUCGGUAACGAAAACUCUCCUUUGAGGGUCAGCGCCUGCUUCCCUGCGGCGAUCAACAGCCUUGUUCUGUCGGGCUUCAAGACGAGCGUCGCGCCCAAUCCUUUUGGUCCUGUCGUUGACGGAAGGGAUGUGCUCUCCGAGGCCGUUACGAAUGAAUACUCAAAUAUUGGAAUGAACGUCACAUUCAUCGACGACUGGUACACACACCACAGUUUUGGGGGCGAGGUGCAUUCCGGAACCAACACAAUCCGGGACAUGUCUGCCCCAUGGUGGUGA
Molecule: messenger RNA, 1740 nt
Organism: Diaporthe amygdali
Lineage: Eukaryota; Fungi; Ascomycota; Sordariomycetes; Diaporthales; Diaporthaceae
Exons: 2
Coding region: 1-1740 (579 amino acids)
Cellular component (GO): cytoplasm
Molecular function (GO): protein-arginine deiminase activity; calcium ion binding
Source: RefSeq, a predicted model, not a curated record